This is a messenger RNA of Ectocarpus siliculosus, 1456 nucleotides long. NCBI's taxonomy places the organism in Eukaryota, Phaeophyceae, Ectocarpales, Ectocarpaceae. The record is from the annotation of a GenBank genome assembly.
AUGCUGUGGGUUGAUAAGCACCGACCCAAGUCCUUGGACAGCCUCGAUGUUCACCCGGAGCUAACAACGAGGCUGGCUGCUAUGUCGGAAGACGGCGAAAUCCCGCACCUUCUGUUCUACGGCCCCGCCGGCUCUGGGAAAAAGACGAGGGUGUUGGCACUCCUCAAGCGCAUCUACGGCCCGGGGGCAGAGAGGGUGAGGCUGGAGCACCGCAGCUUCAAGACGCCCAGCAACCGAGUCGUGGAGCUCACGACGGUGGCCUCGAACUACCACAUCGAGAUGUCGCCGGGGGACGCGGGAAUCUACGACCGUUACGUGGUGCAGGAUAUCAUCAAGGAGAUCGCGCAGAACCGAUCGAUCUCGGCGAGCAUGGGCGGGGGUGGGAGCGACGACAAGAAAUCGAAGAUCGGUCACAAAGUGGUGGUAUUGGUUGGAGUUGACCGGCUGACGAAGCAGGCGCAAGCGGGGCUGAGGCGAACGAUGGAGAGGUACACUUCGUCGUGCCGACUAAUCUUGCUGUGCCACAGCCCUAGCAAGGUGAUCGAGCCGGUUCGCUCCCGUUGCCUCGGCGUGCGGGUCCCAGCACCCUCCGAGUCGGAGGUGUGCAGCGUGCUUACGUCGGUGUGCCGGAAGGAGUCCCUCACCCUGCCGCCCGCACUGGCCGCGCGCGUGGCCAAGGUUUCGAAGAGGAACCUCAGACGGGCGGUGCUCAUGAUCGAGGCGUGUCGGGUCCAGCAGUACCCUUUCUCGGAGGACCAAGAGGUACAGAUGACGGACUGGGAGAACUACAUCACACAGCUGGCCAGGGAGGUAGUCUUGGAGCAAAGUCCUCGCAGGCUGCUUGAGGCGAGGGAGAAGCUGUAUGAGCUCCUGACCAACUGCAUCCCGGCGGAUAUCAUCCUCAAGACGUUGACGCGAGAGCUGGUCAAGAACCUGGACUGCAAGCUGUGGGGCGAGGUGUUCAAGUGGGCGGCCUUCUACGAGCACCGGCUGCACAUGGGCAGCAAGGAGAUCCUCCACCUCGAGGCCUUCGUCGCCAAGUUCAUGUCCAUCUACAAGGCUUACAUCAUCGCGGAGUUCAUGUAAGACAGACCUGGCACCAAGCUCCCCCGUGUCAUAUUCUUGCGUGACAGCUGGUGGAACGCGGCGAACGUGUCUAGUUGCCGCCAGCCCCCCCUCGCGCGCUUCUCCAACCCUUCGUGAGGGUCGGGGUUAAGGGUUAGCUCGUGACAUACCACUGGGUUACUAGAUGAGAACACUGUCAGCACGACAUCAGGUACCGGCAGACCGUGUUGUGUGACGUGUAGCUCUGGGUGGAUUAUUACGGGUGGGACGUGGAGCACUGCGGUUGUUGGGUAGUGCGGUACGGCUUUUAGCAACCGAGACCGAACGAGUCUUCGCCGUGAAGCUGGGGGUGUCGCUGGAACUACCGCCGUCUUUCGUGGGUGCGUUCGUU